CUGGCUGCGCUCCACAACCAAGAUGGCGGACGCCCCUUCACCUGGGGGUCAUGUGCUGUUUCCCGUCUAGCCAAGGCACCUCGCACUCUAUGACCACCGGGCGGAGGACUGGGAGGCUGCCUGCAGUUGUCGCUGUCGCCCGAAGUGUCUAGCCGAGGAGAUGGCGGCGGUCCGGGGACUGCGGGUGUCGGUCAAAUCGGGAGGCGUUAACGAACCGGAACCUAUGGAAGUGGAGGAAGGCGAGGUGGAGGCCGCGCCAGACAAGAGUCCUCCUCGGGAGGUGGUUUCGGGCAGCACCAGGCGAUAUGAAAAUAAAGCUGGAACCUUUAUCACCGGAAUUGAUGUCACCUCGAAGGAGGCCAUUGAAAAAAAGGAGCAGAGAGCAAAGCGUUUCCAUUUCCGUGCAGAUGUCAACGAUAACCAAAGAGAUGUUGUACUGGAUCGCGAGAUGAUGAGGAAAGCAAUCCCCAAAGUCCGCCUGGAAACCCUUUAUGUUAGCGGUGUGGACGAUCUGAGCACGGAGGAUAUAUUUGCCUUCUUUAAACAGUAUCCGCCCGGGUACAUUGAGUGGCUGGAUGACACAUCAUGUAAUGUGGUUUGGCUUGAUGAGGUGACCGCGGCUCGGGCCUUGCUAAAUUUGAGCACUAUGCCGACAGACGUUAAGAGCAAAAAAGGUCAACAGAGUUUAUCUGCAAAGUCCAAAGCCGAUAGAUACAAUGACAGCUCUGGGGAUGAGACAGAAGAAGGUGAAGUUGAAGAAGAUAAUCCGAGUGAUGCUGAAGAGGAGCCUGAAAAGAAGGUUUUGAGCACGGAUUUUGAGCCAGAGCCAAAGCCAGAAGUGGAUCCAGUCGGAAGAGAAAUGGACACGCUGUCUCAGGCAGAGCAGGAUUCCCUAAUGAGAAAUGAUCAGAGGCUCGCUAUUAAACCAUUCAAGGGGAACCAACUAGUUAUGAGAUUUGCCACCAAAGAUGACAAGAAAGAGAUGGGAGCAGCACGAAGAAGCCAAUAUUACUUGAAGUAUGGAAAUCCAAACUACGGUGGCAUGAAAGGAAUCCUCAGCAACUCAUGGAAAAAAAGAUACCAUUCACGCCGUGGCCAAAGAGAUUUAACUAAAAAGAGGACGUUUAUUGGAGAUGAUGCACCUGCCUACAAGCACCUUCAUUCAGGCCUGGUGAAUGUUCCAGAGGAGCCUAUAGAAGAAGAGGAGGAAGAAGAGGAUAUGGAUGAGGAUGACCGUGUUGUUGUAGAGUACAGAGAUGAGCUUCAAGCUUUUAAAAGAGAGCGGGAGGGGGCAAGACGUUCUGCAGCUAGCACCUCAGACUCUGACGAAAUGGACUAUGACCUGGAGCUGAAGAUGAUCUCCACUCCAUCGCCAAAAAAGAGCAUGAAGAUGACCAUGUAUGCCGAUGAGGUGGAGUCGCAGCUGAAAACCAUCAGGAACUCGAUGAGAUCAGAGUCUACUAGCGUGAAAAAUCGAAUUGGAAAUAAAACCUCUUCUGAGAAGCCAAGUGACAUCCGGCUCCUGCUGGAGGAGAAGAGACAGAGCGGUACAAGUAGACAGGCCACUGGUGUCAAAUCUGAUGUGCGGCAGAGGCUUGGGAAAAGACCACAUUCGCCUGAACCAAGGAAGGUUUUGAGUAAGGUUCCAGAAUCUCGCAGAGAACCCAUUUCCGAUGUGCAUAGCCGGCUCGGUGUACCGAAACAAACUGAAGGGAAGGGGCUGUACUCUGACAGCAAGGAGAAGAAAACAGGAGGCUUGUGGAAUCGAUUAGGAACAGCACCAAAAGACAAAGUCAAAACUGUGGAGAAAGGACAGAAGGUCAGCACAGCUCCAGAAGAAGAUGACUCCGUGUUGCAGCAAGCCUGGGGAGCUUUAAUUAAAGAGAAGGAACAGAUUCGGCAAAAGAAAAGCCGUUUGGACAACCUGCCUUCCUUACAGAUUGAAAUCAGCCGGGAGAGCAGUUCUGGCUCUGACACAGACUCAUGAUCAUGAUGAUAGACUUGCGUUUCUUGGGACAAUGGCUUCCUGUAGCAUGGCAGCAACUUGAAAAUGUGCCGCUCCUGCCUUUCAGACAAUUGUUUUAUACUGAAGCUGAGACGCCAAUAGUGGUAGCUGUGUUCUCAACAAGGCUCUGCAAAAUUGAUGGCUCAGUCUACCUGGGGAUUAAAAUGUAUUGGUUAAUAUGCAGUGUUUCCUUUUUAUAUCUGAUGUAAACUUACUGUGAAUCAGGAUAAAACACCUUUCAUUUUAAAUAGUUUUUUUUUUCUUUG
This is a messenger RNA of Bufo bufo (common toad), 2271 nucleotides long. It is a transcript of the gene NCBP3, whose product is annotated as nuclear cap binding subunit 3. The transcript has 14 exons. Bases 161 to 1987 code for a protein of 608 amino acids. The record is from RefSeq and is a predicted model, not a curated record. Gene Ontology annotation, molecular function: mRNA binding; RNA 7-methylguanosine cap binding. Gene Ontology annotation, cellular component: cytosol; nucleus. Lineage: Eukaryota; Metazoa; Chordata; Amphibia; Anura; Bufonidae.